This is a messenger RNA of Hevea brasiliensis (rubber tree), 2553 nucleotides long. RefSeq lists its product as uncharacterized. The record is from RefSeq and is a predicted model, not a curated record. The coding region runs from base 1 to 2553 and encodes 850 amino acids. The transcript has 5 exons. Lineage: Eukaryota; Viridiplantae; Streptophyta; Magnoliopsida; Malpighiales; Euphorbiaceae.
AUGGCUCCUAGUAAAGGAUGGAUGGAUCUUGUUGGUGAUCGUCUUAAUGAUGUAUAUUUACGUGGGGUUGAGGAAUUUUUAGACUAUGCUUUUAGAAAAACUGGGAGGCAUGGGGAUAUACAUUGUCCAUGUGUCAAGUGUAGUAAUACGUAUUCCGCCACACGAGAAGUGGUAGGGACACAUCUCAAGGUGUAUGGAAUAAUACGUAAUUGUACAUUUUGGUAUCACCAUGGAGAAAGGGUAGGUGAAUCAGAAUCUAAUUUAGAAAGUGUUCAACAAAGUGAAGAUGAGCCUAGCAAUGAGAUGCAUGACAUUUUAAGGGAUUUGUAUCCAGAGUUUUGUGGUCAAGAUACAAAUGAUAUGGAUACGGAUAUCUUCGCUUGUGAUAUUCAUAAAGAGGAACCGAAUGAGGAAGCGAAUAAAUUCUAUAGGUUACUAAGAGAUUUUGAGCAACCAUUAUACCAAGUUUCUAAGAGCUCAAAGUUAUCUUGCUUAGUCAAAUUGCUCCAUAUCAAGAGCCUUGGUCGAUGGAGUAAUGAGUCAUUUACUAUGUUAUUGCAAUUAUUGAAAGAUGAAUUAUUACCUCAAGGAUCUAAUUUGCCACAAUCGUAUUAUGAUGCAAAGAAAACUGAUAAAUAUAUUGGGGAAGACAAGGUUAAAACCAAUGGGAAGAGAAUACCAAAAAAAAUUAUGCGUUACUUUCCACUAAAGCCAAGACUUCAAAGAUUGUUUAUGUCCACAAAGACAGCGUCUUUGAUGAGAUGGCAUAAAGAUAAAAGGGUAGAUGAUGGAGUGAUGAGACACCCUGCUGAUUCAAUGGCAUGGAUUUCCUUUGAAAAACUACAUCCAAAUUUUGCCUCAGACUCUCGCAAUGUGAGACUAGGCCUUGCUAGUGAUGGAUUUCAACCUUUUGUCAAUUCAAAAAUGCCAUAUAGUGUUUGGCCAGUUUUACUCAUUCCAUACAAUUUGCCACCUUGGAUGUGCAUGAAACAAUCAAAUUUUAUUUUAUCAAUGCUUAUUCCAGGUUGGAGUACUAAGGGAAAGUUGGCUUGUCUUUGUUGUAAUAAAGACACCUGUUGGAUGAGGUUGGCCAAUGGAGGCAAGCAAUGUUAUAUGGGUCAUCGGCGAUAUCUUCCUCUUAAUCACAAAUGGAGAAAUGAUAGUGAAUCUUUUGAUGGCACAAGGGAGCGAGGGUUACCACCCAAGCCACUUUCAGGAAAUGAUAUACUUGAUCAAGUGAAAAUUCUUGAAGGGGUCAUAUUAACUAAGGCUCCUCAUAUGAAGAAAGCAAUCUCACAUGAUGGUAGGGGGGACAAUUGGAAUAAAAAGAGUAUAUUCUUUGACCUUCCAUAUUGGUGGACCUUAUUGCUACGUCACAACUUAGAUGUCAUGCACAUUAAAAAGAAUAUAUGUGAUAAUAUACUAGGGACAAUCAUGAACAUAAAGGGAAAAACUAAAGACGGCAAUAUUUCUCUUUGUGUAAACAUGAAAGAGAGUAAAAUCUCAGGAUUAAAGAGUCAUGAUUGUCACGUUCUUCUAUUACAUAUACUUCCUCUUGCAAUACGUGGUUUACUUCCUAAAGUAGUAUAUGAACCACUUGUUGAGCUGUCAUUGUUCUUCACUCAUUUAGGAGCAAAGUCAUUAAAGGUAGAUGUAUUGGAGCAAUUAGAAAAGCAAAUUCCUAUAACUCUUUGCAAGCUAGAAAGGAUCUUUCCACCUUCAUUCUUUGACAUUAUGGUGCAUUUGCCUAUGCAUUUGGCUAAUGAAGCUAAAAUUGGUGGACCAGUACAAUAUCGUUGGAUGUACCCAAUAGAACGAGCAUUACAUUCAUUUAAGUCAUGUAUUCGUAAUAGAGCUUGUGUAGAGGGUUCAAUUACAGAUGCAUACAUUGCAAAUGAGUGCAUGACUCUUUGCUCAAGGUACUUCCAUGGCAUUGAGACAAAGUUCAAUCGAAUGGAGCGCAACUAUGAUGGUGGCAGUAAUAAAAAUAAAGGAGGCUUAUCAAUUUUCUCCAAAGUAGGACGAGGAUUAGGUGCCAGUAAAACUCGUGAUCUUGAUACACAGGAGUGGGAGCAAGCUCAUAUUUAUGUUGCAUGGUUGCAUAAAAAUGACUCAAGUCCAAUGAUGGGAACCCUACUCUCAUUAUCACGCGGUCCUACUCGAUAUGUGACAUCUUUUUAUGGUUGCAUUGUUAAUGGGUAUAGGUUUCAUAUUGAAUCUCAUGACAAAGGUUUGAGGACACAAAAUAGUGUAGUUGUUGUAAUUGGAGAUAUUGGUGAUGAAGUUAACAACAUAGAUUACUAUGGUGUCUUAAUUGAUAUUAUUCAAUUGCAAUAUCUUAGAGGAAGAUACAAUAUUCACAAAGGCUGGCAUUGUGUGAUAAAGGCACAUCCUCGAGAUUCCUAUGACAUCCCAUUAGAAGAAGAUAUUGACCUGUUUGAUUUGAAUCAAUUAGGUGAAGCAUAUCAAGUCGAUGAAUCAUCAAUCUUGAAUCUGGAGAAACAACUACAGUUGAUGCAAAUGACCAAAUUAGUUGGAAGAGGAUGGAUAUAG